AUGCUGGAAGAAGACGGCUUCGGAGAAUACCUGGACCUUGUCGACGCGUACAAGGCGCUUGGUGGUCCCAUGACCUUCGCGGAGUUCGCUCUCUCUCGUCCCGAUGAAUUUGCACAGGCCAUUGGCGCCGCAAACGAUGGUCGCUGUGCUUUCCACGCCCUGUCGCGUGCCACGGAUGCCGUUGGUCUGCCCAUUCCAGGCGCGGGUGUAGUGUGGUCCACAUUGUGGACGUUCGUUCGUCAACAGAAUCGCUCUGCGCGUGCUGCUGAAAAGCCGGAAAUCUGCGAGGACACACUGCGAGUUAACCAAGUGCAGGAGCGGCUUACUGGUGUCUCGUCGUGCCUUGGUUUGGACAACCUUCUUCUUGCCCCGGGUGUGUACCUCUGCGCGGGCUCUUCGCCAGGCCCGCAGCGCACGUCUUAUGCAUUUACGAUGAUCGUGACGACCGACGGGCGCUUCGCGUCGGAUGAUGAGAUUGUCCAAGUCCCGUUGCUUGAGUAUGCUGCGCCCAGGUUGGCGGAGGCUCGCUUCGUGCGCGCGAGUGCUGAUUCGCUAGAUUUGGGUUCUUGA
Molecule: messenger RNA, 570 nt
Organism: Phytophthora sojae
Lineage: Eukaryota; Oomycota; Peronosporomycetes; Peronosporales; Peronosporaceae
Exons: 2
Coding region: 1-570 (189 amino acids)
Source: RefSeq, a predicted model, not a curated record